Molecule: messenger RNA, 1592 nt
Organism: Marchantia polymorpha subsp. ruderalis
Lineage: Eukaryota; Viridiplantae; Streptophyta; Marchantiopsida; Marchantiales; Marchantiaceae
Source: the annotation of a GenBank genome assembly
CUCCUCUCUGUUCACGUCUUUCUUACGAGACUCAGUGUGAGCAUUAACGCCUUGUCCUCAGGCGUAUAAAGCAUCGGUUACUUGUCGCAUAAAAACGUUUUUAUUGCUAUUAUUCGGAGACUGCUGGCACUGCUGCUGACCACUUUUCAUCAUUUUCCCUCAAUAAGUCGAAGGACGCCUUCUCGUCUGCGCAACUUUUGCACCUUUGCAACACCUUUGUUUAUGCUGACCAUGCUUGGUGUCAAAUUCGACGACAUGCAGACGCACCAAAAGCAGGUCCCAAGCAGGCAUCAGGCGACAGUCCUGCUGAGUGAAGGAUGGACUGCUUCCAUGGAAUCUCUGUGUGUGAUUGUGUGCCCCACAAACAAAUCUAAGUCCAAGUCGCCCGAGUCAGGUCCAAGUGACCCAUCGUUUACUGAUUCAGGCUACUCGUUUGGAUACCUGAGAACGACAACUCCCCCAUAUUUAACGUGUUGCUGUUGUGUCACUCUCCUGAAGGGCAACCGUCUUUAGACUGAUCGUAAGGAGUCCACACUUGUGCACUGCUACGCACUUUGGGAGGUGUGCAAACUGCUAUACUUUAACCUAGUACCCAGCUACUUGCUCCGACCGAACUGAGACUCCGUUAACCUCUUCGCUUCAUUUCUCGCCCACCAUGUUCUUGUAAAGCAGAUUUUUUAUUUUUUAUUUUCACUGGGAGCCCAUAAUCUUUACAACUGCUUUUCAGGCUUUGGUUUUCUAUGUGUCUACGGAUAGGGGUAGGAAUGGUUCGCCAUGCAGUACACCUGCAAUUGUUGCACCGGAGAGGAUGAAUCGCAGAGAUGCUCUUUUCACAUGUUUGACAUGCCGGUCCCGAGAUUUCUCGAGAUGGUGAUACAUUACAGUUUUGUGCUUCCUCAACGAAGUCAGCUGCCGGAGACUUUGGUUGACGGUGACUGAGGGGUGGUAAUGGCGAAGACAAAGGCACUUGAAAGUUGCUGACCGUUUUUGGAACUAGAUUUCUUGGUUCUGAAGCACGUAGGGACUCCGAGGGUUACAUGGAAUACGGAAGAUAUAUAAUGGACGGAUGCGCAUAGAUGGGUCCCGCCACGGCCGAAGGUGUGAUGCAGUAGACGCCUUUUUGCUGGAGAACAGGACUAUAAUAAUGAUAAUUGCUCGAGUUCCCUCGAACGCAAACUGAUUGUGAGUGGAAGACCGCAUUCAGAUGGUCAAUGUGUAGCAUUCACUCUUUAGCAAAGGCUGACAGUCAACUGUCAGCUUACUACUUGCGGCUCGUUGAUGGCUCUCCUGUCCGUCCCGUGUUCCCAUUUAUUUACUAAUGCGUCCAAUCCCCUGUCAACUCCAAUACGAAGCCGAGGCCAGCAAUCGGCUUGUCGUUCUCGAGAUUUCGGGCCUACUUUUGCAGACAUUGACCUUGUAUCGAUGAGCACACUCAGAUUGAUAUACGGUCAGUAAGCAAAUUAUCGCUCCUGAAAAGCCCUCAACUGUAUUAGUGAUCAGCAACAAGACUUCUUGAUAUCUUGUCUUAUGAAUUGAUCAAACUUAACACUAACUGGGUUCGUCUGUCUCUGUCGAUCUCUAUCUCGUUCUCC